This is a messenger RNA of Bubalus bubalis (water buffalo), 1563 nucleotides long. RefSeq names its product metaxin 3 (gene MTX3). The coding region runs from base 62 to 988 and encodes 308 amino acids. The record is from RefSeq and is a predicted model, not a curated record. The transcript has 10 exons. Gene Ontology annotation, biological process: mitochondrion organization. NCBI's taxonomy places the organism in Eukaryota, Metazoa, Chordata, Mammalia, Artiodactyla, Bovidae. Gene Ontology annotation, cellular component: SAM complex.
CACCUGCCGUAAAGUAGGUGGCAAAAGCACUUCCGGGAUAACAAAGGUCGGCCCCGGCAAGAUGGCGGCCCCCUUGGAACUCAGUUGCUGGGGAGGUGGCUGGGGGCUCCCGUCGGUGCACAGCGACUCCCUGGUGGUGAUGGCUUACGCCAAAUUUUCUGGUGCACCCCUGAAAGUCAAUGUCAUAGAUAACAACUGGAGAGGUUCAAGAGGAGAUGUACCAGUUUUGACAACUGAAGACAAUACUAUUUCUCAGCCAGCAAAAAUACUAAACUUUUUAAGAAAACAGAAAUACAAUGCUGAUUAUGAACUUUCAGCAAAACAAGGGGCAGAUACGCUAGCUUACAUUGCUCUCCUUGAAGAGAAGCUUCUUCCUGCAGUGUGUUUUUCCCCCCUCCUUUUGCAGCUUCACACAUUCUGGGUUGAGAGUGACAAUUACUUUACUGUGACAAAGCCAUGGUUUGCUUCACGAAUGCCUUUUCCCUUGAGUUUGAUCCUGCCUGGAAGAAUGUCUAAAGGAGCACUGAAUAGGAUUCUCCUAACCAGGGGAGAGCCUCCCUUCUACCACCUUCGAGAAGUAGAAGCUCAGAUAUACAGAGAUGCGAAGGAGUGCCUAAAUCUUCUGUCAAACAGAUUGGGAACAUCUCAGUUUUUCUUUGGAGAUAUGCCUUCCACUUUGGAUGCCUAUGUGUUUGGUUUUCUCGCACCUCUUUAUAAAGUACGUUUUCCUAAAGUUCAGUUACAAGAACAUUUGAAGCAGCUCUCCAACCUGUGUCGCUUUUGUGAUGACAUCCUAAACAGUUAUUUUAGGGUUAGUCUUGGAGCAUUUUCCUGCGUGAACAGAAAUGAGCAGCAGAUUGAUUUUGGUGAGGUACACUCCCAUGAUUCCACUACUUGCAAACUGAUUACACCAGACUGGAGGCAUCUCUCCUGCUGGACAAGAAACGGUAGAUGCAAAUCUACAGAAACUGACACAACUUGUAAAUAAGGAAUCCAACUUGAUUGAAAAGAUGGAUGACAAUCUUCGCCAAAGCCCUCAGCUUCCUCCUCGGAAACUGCCAACACUUAAAUUGACUCCAGCAGAAGAAGAAAGUAAUUCCUUACACCGGCUAUCACCCUGACAGUCAUCAUGCUUUGUGUCCAGAGUCAUGUAAUUGUUGCAGCAAUCUCUUACACUAAGUGUGUGAAGGGCAAAAAGAAAAUGCUAAAAAUAGGUAGAAGGAAGACUCUAAAACAAAAGAAACUUUCUAUGACAGCAAUUUUUUUUCAUUAGGAAGCUUCUGUUUUAGCUUGGCAAUGCACUUUAAAUAACAGCAGCGUGAAUGCUAAAUGAACUUGGUGGGGAGGGGGGCAGAAAAUACAUUGUACUGUAUAUAAAAACCAGCCUUAACCUUGGCGGAUUUUUGCCUUUGGUUCACAUGUUGCUGGCCCAAAGCUCCACUUCUGUUCUGAAUGUGCACACUUAAUUUAUUUAAGUUAAUUUAUUAAUUUAGUAUCCUUAGACCAGUCUGAAUAUUUAAUAUGUGGCUCUUUGCCUAAGGCCUUUUCUCUUCUGUUUAGAAA